Molecule: messenger RNA, 1479 nt
Organism: Zingiber officinale
Lineage: Eukaryota; Viridiplantae; Streptophyta; Magnoliopsida; Zingiberales; Zingiberaceae
Exons: 7
Coding region: 1-1479 (492 amino acids)
Molecular function (GO): protein dimerization activity
Source: RefSeq, a predicted model, not a curated record
AUGCCCAAUAGGUCAUGUUUUUUUUGCCGUCAGUUCGUCAAUUGCACUUUCUCCCUCUUCGCGAUCGCGAAUCUCGACUCCGCCUCAGCAGUCGGCAACUCGACGCUUCAUUCCACCGUCCGUGUGUUGAAUGUUGAUUCCGCCGUCUGCCGGUCCGCCGCGACACCGCCGACCAGUCUGCCGCCCGUGGCCCCGACCCGCCUGUCCGCCGGGGCGUCGCCCAUCCACUGCAGCAGGCCAACAGACUCUAUGCAUUUUGUCCGGGAUCAGAAGGUUGUUAUUUGGCUCUUCCAGCAACAAGGACUGUCUUUCUGUGGACAUGAUGAGUCAAGUAAUUCUUUAAAUAGAGGAAACUUUCUUGAAUUGCUUCAAUGGUACAGUCAACGAAAUGAGGAAGUUUCAAAGGUUGUUAAUCAAAAUGCUCCCGGAAACAAUCAAAUGAUUUCUCCAGCAAUUCAAAAAGACCUUACGGGUGCUUGUGCCUCUGAGAUCACACUUUCCAUAAUCGAAGAUAUUGGAAACAAUGUUUUCUCCUUAAUGGUUGAUGAAUCUCGAGACAUUUCAGUGAAGGAGCAAAUGAGAGUUGUUUUGAGAUAUGUGAAUAAAAGAGGACAGGAUGCUAUCGAUGCUUUAUUUGCGAAACAUGGAUUAUCAUUAUCUAGACUGAGAGGUCAAGGAUAUGAUGGAGCUUCAAAUAUGCGGGGUGAAUUCAAUGGGUUGAAAUCUCUCAUUUUGCAAGAAAAUCCAUAUGCAAGUUAUAUUCAUUAUUUUUCUCACCAAUUACAGUUAGUUAUUAUUGCUGUUGCCAAGAAUAAUCUCAAUGCGAUGUCGGAGAUGAAAGACAAUUGUAUGAUUGGUGGACGUAGAAGACAAGUCAUCACCAAUUUGCAUCAUUAUCGUGUGGAGAUUUUCUAUCGGGUUGUUGAUUCAGUUAUACAAGAGAUGAAUACUCGUUUUUCAGAAGUUGGCACAGAAUUGCUUAGUUGUAUAGCAUGUCUUCAUCCAAGGAAUUCUUUUUCUGAAUUCAAUGUUCAGAAACUCGUUCGACUUUGUGAUUUAUAUCCUGAGGACUUCUCAACAAAUGAUUGUAUAGUUAUUGAACAACAACUUCAGAAUUUCAUUCAUAAUAUACGACAGGAUCCAAAUUUUUUUGGAAUUGAAGAUUUGGGAAGUUUUGCUCAGAAAAUUGUUGAAACUCAAAAAAAUCAAGCUUAUCCAUUGGUUUAUCGUCUGAUUGAGAUGACAUUAGUUUUACUAGUUGCGACCGCUUCUGUUGAAAGAGUAUUUUCUGCGAUGAAGACGAUAAAGACUGAUUUAAGUAACAGAAUGGGAGACGAGUGGAUGAAUGACAGUCUAGUCGUAUACAUCGAGAAAGAUAUCUUUUCAACAAUUGAAAAUGAGCAAAUAUUGCAGCGUUUUCAAAAGAUGAAAAGCCGCAGGAUGCAGUUACCUCCUCUUUCUUAUCCAACGACCACCUAA